UUCAACGGUAGUUUUGAAAAUACGAGCUACGCUUUAUUGAUCAGUGGGUCGGUAUCAUAUUUCAAACUCGUGUUUUUUUAUUUGUUAUGACAAGCUUAUUUUCACUAUUGGCUUUAUAAGUUGUUGCAAUAGCUAAUGAAUGUUUUUAUUUAGGUGACAAGUCAACUGGCAGAUCAGGCGUGACCAGUUUUAAGUAAUAUUUUCAUAUUGACAAUCAGUUAGUAGGGCAAUAUUGAUGGUUUUGAGCACUGGCUCAAAUAAAGCAUUAGUUUCUAACUGUGGCCCUAAACGGUUACCGAAUUAGAUUUAGUGACAUUUCAUAAAAUACUGAAAACAGACCGAAAUUUGUCACAUGUUUAUCAAUGAAUGACUUCCUGGCAUCGAGUCACCGGUGUAGCAAGAUCUUAGCCUGCGCAAGUUCAGAAAACUAGCAAACACCCUGUGUUUGGAAAUCCAACGAAAUGGUAAGCUUUCGCAGUAGAGUUUUAGGUGGUUUGGCAAAGAUUGUCAGUCAUCUACCCGUCGUUUUAAACACGGUGCUUGUUUUCUCAAUUACUGCGGAAGUUAGCUAUCUGGUCUUGGUGGAGGCCCCCCUCGAACCAGACCAGAAGAAAACUGACUGGUCUACCAAAUGGAAAGCGCUACACCUCUUCGCUCAAUACUUCAUGUUGAUAAACAUAACUUGGAACGCCUUAUUAUUUUUGAGAACUAAUCCCAGUAUUCGUGGAGUGUUUCUUGGCGGAGACGUUUUGGGUCAGGGUUGGAGGUACUGCUACACCUGUGAGACGCAUACGCCUCCACGAUGCUCACAUUGUUAUGACUGUAACGUGUGUGUGCUGCGCCGCGACCACCACUGUGUGUUCUUCGGCCAGUGCGUGGGAUUCCGAAAUUACCGGUAUUUUCUCAGCUGCCUGCUCUUCAUGUGGGCUGGCUUGCUCUACGCUGUGGUGAUGAAUGCAGAGGUCUUCAUCGUCAUCUUGAAGGAAGGGGUCACUCUGCACAGUGUCCUGCUGCUCUUGGUGCCCUGGAUUAUGUUGGUCUCUGGUCAGGUCACAGCCCGGGCCUUCGCUUUCGCAUUCAUUGCUGACACCUGUGUCGUGGGAUUCUUGCUAGUGAUGGCUUUUCUGUUUUUCCACAUUACGCUGAUGGUAAGAGGGCAGACCACGCGCGAGUGGUACUCAACUCGUCGACCCUACAACCUAGGUGUCCUGGCCAACAUCAGAGAGUGCCUGGGUCAAUGCUGGUAUAUUUGCUGGCUUUGCCCUCUCAUCCCAUCCCCAUUACCUGGAGAUGGCAUCCACUUUAAAGUCACGGGUUCAUUAGAGCCCGCACAGUAGUCGUGGUGCAUGAUCUCCCUUGAUAACCUGAGGAAAUGGUGCUGUAAUAUAUCCCAGUUGAAAAUUUAGGGGUUUUGAAGUUGUAGCACUAACCACAGCAUUACUCAUACCACUUCAACCAGCUUAAGGGUAUUUGUUAAUCAUGUAUUUCUCUUAAGAACCAGCAAGAGAAGGCCAGCAUUGAUAUAUUAUGUAGUUUCUUAAUGGGUCAAUUGACCUGUGUCGCUGCAAACAUGAAAGAGUUGAGGGAUUCGUAACUAUGUUUCUCUGAGCUGAAUUUUAGAUUGUCUUUAUUGGGUUGUCUUGAUUGGUGUAGUGUUUCAUGGGAAUGUGUUUUUGAUUUUAAUUCCACAAAGAACCUAUGUAUUUUCCUAUGUUAUUUCUCACGAAUAUAUUGUUUUCUUUUAAAAUACUACUUUAUCUUUAAUUGUCUUAGACAUGGAUUACUCUACUAUUCUGUAAUGCUGCUUGCAAGAAUCUGAAUGUAUGUAGUUGUCUGUUUUUGUUUUUUAUUUUGACAGUCAUGGAAGUGCCAAAUGAA
Chanos chanos (milkfish) is the source of this 1878-nucleotide messenger RNA. RefSeq names its product zDHHC palmitoyltransferase 24 (gene zdhhc24). NCBI's taxonomy places the organism in Eukaryota, Metazoa, Chordata, Actinopteri, Gonorynchiformes, Chanidae. The transcript is spliced from 3 exons. The record is from RefSeq and is a predicted model, not a curated record. Gene Ontology annotation, molecular function: palmitoyltransferase activity. The coding region runs from base 462 to 1337 and encodes 291 amino acids.